AUGUAAUCUUAAUCAAUAUUGACUCCAACAACUUAAUUUAAGCUAGCUUAAGUAAUAUAAGCUAUAGCAUAAAAUAAAUUAUUAAGUUAAAAAAAAACAAUUAAUAGCUUAAAUUCAAAUUUUCGAUCUUGAAGAAGGUUCAAAAUUAAGCUAAUAGAUAUUAUUUCUAAGAAUAGACUAAAGGAGAAUUAAAUUGCAAGGUUAUUCUGAUAUCCUUGAAUAUUUGUAGAAUAAUAAGAUUUCACAUUCUUAGUUUUAAGUUGCUUGCUUAUUUAAGAAAAUAGAUAGGGAUAGAGAUGUAUGAAUAAAAUUAGCAGAGUAACAUAAAAUUAUAAUUAAAGUUUUAUUAAUAUCUAAUAACAAAAUUAAAUUUAAGUAUCAUCAGAGAUAUAGUAAAACAUACCUAAUAGAUGUUGCAAUACUAUUACCAACCGUUGAAAUAGCACUUAAAGAUGUAUUUUUUUAUUGGGGAUUGAGAACUAAAAAGUAAUAAAUGUACACAAGAUAGAUUGUUGUUGGUGAAUUUUUUAAACUUUUCUACAUUAGCAGCUUUUAAGACAUCAGAUUUAUUUAAUUUACGUUAUUUAACAAAAGAAAUAUUAUCAUUUUCAUUUUUUGAUACAGUAGAUCUAGAUUAUAAUGGAAAAAUAUCUUCUAUUAAAUUUGUUGCAAUACGUUUCAUGAAGCCUUUACUUUAUAGAAAAGCUUUAAUAAAUUUAAGACAGAUGCUUAUAAACAAAUAAAAUUGA
Molecule: messenger RNA, 749 nt
Organism: Paramecium sonneborni
Lineage: Eukaryota; Ciliophora; Oligohymenophorea; Peniculida; Parameciidae
Source: the annotation of a GenBank genome assembly